UGUACGCUUGGUUCGCUUCCUCGGCGCCGCAAGCUACAAAGAUUCUGAUUGGUCAGUAACGACAGGAAGCAGGAGAGCUCGGCAUUUAUAGAGGUGCUGUCAAGUUCACAACAGCAAACCUUGGUCAUCUCUCGCAUUGUCAUCUCGAACCGAAUUCAGCUAAGGUCGCGUCCUAACCUGAGGGAGAACGAAGUAGACAGCCACGAGAUUGCUGCGGAUUUUGUCCCCGCAUUUAAAAAGAAGCUAUUUGCUCCUAAAUUCCCAGAGAUAUAGCGGUGGACGAGUCGCAAAUCUAAGAAAAGGUAUGGCUGCGUACAAAUUGGUUCUGAUCCGUCAUGGAGAGAGCUGCUGGAAUCAAGAAAAUCGCUUCUGUGGAUGGUUCGACGCAGACCUAAGUGAGACCGGUGAGCAAGAGGCGAAGAGAGGAGGCCAGGCUCUGAAAGACGCCGGCUACGAGUUUGACGUGUGCUACACCUCCGUCCUGAAGAGGGCCAUCCGCACCCUGUGGCUGGUGCUGGAUGGCAUCGACCAGAUGUGGCUCCCCGUCCACCGCACCUGGCGCCUGAACGAGCGCCACUACGGCGGCCUGACCGGGCUGAACAAGGCGGAGACGGCCGAGAAGCACGGCGAGGCCCAGGUGAAGAUCUGGAGGCGGAGCUAUGACACCCCGCCGCCUCCUAUGGAGGAGGACCAUGACUUCUACAACAACAUUACCAAGGACCGUCGCUAUGGGGACCUGUCGGAGGACGAGCUGCCGUCCUGCGAGAGUCUGAAGGACACCAUCGCCCGGGCCCUGCCCUUCUGGAACGACGAGAUCGUCCCACAGAUCAAGGACGGGAAGAGGGUUCUCAUCGCUGCCCAUGGCAACAGCCUCCGAGGAAUCGUGAAACACUUGGAGGGUAUGUCGGAGGAGGCCAUCAUGGAGUUGAACCUCCCCACUGGAAUCCCCAUCCUGUACGAGCUGGAUAAGAACUUGAAGCCCGUGGCGCCCAUGCAGUUCCUGGGAGACGAGGAGACCGUGAAGAAGGCAAUGGAGGCUGUGGCGGCCCAGGGCAAGGCCAAGAAAUAGACCCGUUGCCCCCCCCCCCCCCCCCCGUGUACGAGAGCAGUCCGCGCGGCAAGAGUCAAUCUCACAUCCACCGUGGAUAGCACACGGUCACACAUACACAGACGGUGAACCACAGACAUCUCCUUGCAAUAUAAGUGGAAUUGAUAGGCGUUUGCUUCCUGCACAUGUUCCCUCAGCAUUGACAUUGUAUCAGUAUUAUAACAGGCAUCAAUGGGCACAGAUAAUCACAAUAGGAGUUGACAAAAACACACUGGAUACGGCCCAGCUACUAUUUAAAGGAUCCAAGAACACACUGGAUAGGGACCAGAAAGUAGUUAAAGUCUACAAAAACACACUGGAUAGUAACCAGCUAAUAUUUACAGUAUACAAAAACCCCACUGGAUGGGAACCAGCUAGUAUUUAAAGUCUACAAAAACACAUUGCACCAGAUAAUAAUGUAUUUCUCUAAAAGGGGAAAUUUGCAUCUUGAUGAAUUGACUAUUAUCCAUGACAAAAAAGUGGGUGCCAAGAUGUAUAAAUUCCACCAAACAAAUUGUUUUUGUUUUAAAGAAAUGUAUAAACUCGAGGGGCUUAUUUUAAUUCAGCAUAUUUUGACUAAUGUUUUUGCAAGUAAAACAUUUUGAUUUGAGGAAUAAACGCGCCCCUUGGUUGAUGCAGCGCUAUAGUCGUUGCAGCUCUAUGGUAACGGUUACUAUUGCUGAAAAUGGCCGGUUAACGCGAUCUUUUCUGUGAAAUGUCAUCCUCAUUCAAGAGUUCCUACUCCCUUUCUUAUUUUAACGGUAUGCUGUUGACUUCUGCUUAUUGUUCCGUGUUAAAUAAAUUAAAGUUGAAUGUUAUUAUUUAUGAGCCAACAUAAAUGAGUGCAACUUUUGUAUUCUUUUAGUUGAGGUGGCAGAGUUGAUUAAAUGUAUUCUGGACUGUU
Molecule: messenger RNA, 1991 nt
Organism: Esox lucius (northern pike)
Lineage: Eukaryota; Metazoa; Chordata; Actinopteri; Esociformes; Esocidae
Gene: pgam1b
Product: phosphoglycerate mutase 1b
Exons: 4
Coding region: 305-1069 (254 amino acids)
Biological process (GO): glycolytic process
Molecular function (GO): intramolecular phosphotransferase activity
Source: RefSeq, a predicted model, not a curated record